AUGAAAAUUAAAAGCCGUAACGUAAAAUUUCUUUAUGUUAUUUCAUUGAUCUUGACAGUAUGGAUACGACUCGUGCCUGCUUCCAAAUUAAUCCGUAAUAGUAAUAGUCAAUCUUGUCUCCAACAUUCGGAUGCUGCAUCCACUUCCUGCGUUAAACUUUCUCAAUCAACAUGUCCAGUUAAUAGAUUUAUUGAUUUCUCAAAAUCAAUUGAAUGGAAUAUUAUACCAACUAAUCCGUCAGUGGCAUUAGAUUUAACAAAUUUAUCCGAUUUUUUUAUUGAAUCAUCUGAUAAUAAAGUUUGUCUUGCUGCUUCAUCAAAUGAUGUGCAAGUUUGUCCGUGCGAUCAAAGUAUUUCACAAAAAUGGAAUUUCAGUAGUAAAAAUAAUUUAAUGAGUAGUGCUUAUGUUGGGAAAUGUUUGGCUGCUAUCGGAGAUCAAUUUACAUUAAAUCCUUGUAAUUCUGGUGGUGAUUCUAUGUCUUGGGAAUUUUAUCAUGUCGCUCCAAUUUUUACACUUAUUUUAAUUUUCAAAGAUGCGGUUAAUUUUUAUCCAAAUACUUUAUUUAUGAAUAAUUAUACACAAUUAACGAUGGACACUUAUACAUCUAAAAAACUUCCUUCUUCCAUGUUUUCAUCUCCAUUUUCUGUUGAAAUUCCUCCUGGUUUUCAAUUCAUUAUUGAUCAUGGAAAUAAUAAUACAAUAACUUAUAAUUUUGAUAUGGCUAGUAUUCCUCCUAUUAACGAUCUAUCUUCUACCAUAAUUGUCAAGAUAAAACCUGGAAUGAUCAUUUAUGAAAGAGAAAAUUAUUUUGGUGCAAGUGAAUAUUUCAAUGUUGGAACUUUAGUCUCAACACCAAAAAGUGUUGGAUCUAUUAUGAUGGCCACAAAUUCGAAAGCUGUCUCAAAUUUUUCAGGAAAUAAUUUGGGUUUAUUUGAACCAAUUCAUAGUUUCAUGAGUGUUUUGGCUGAUUCUAGUCAAAUUUCUUUUGGAAGUUUAGAAAUAUCUCAAUCUACAUGUAAAGAUGAGUGUACAUCUGGAGGUUUUUGUUCGGUCAACAAUGUGUGCGUUUGUAAAUCUGGAUUCACCGGUUCACAAUGUGAUCAAUGUGCUCCUGGUUUCUGGGGCCCGGAUUGUUUGGCAUGCUCUUUGACUUGUAAAGGCACAACAAAUAGUAGUCAAAUGACCUGCGAUGACGGGCUAUUUGGAACUGGUAAAUGCAAAUGUGCUACUGGAUUUAAUGGCACAAACUGUAAUACUUGCGCUCCUGGAUUCUUUGGUCCCAACUGUACACCAUGUAAUUGCGGUAACGGCGUAUGUGAUAAUCAAGGAAAAUGUACUUGCAACGCAGGUUGGGACCCAAGUACGAAUUGUACAGCUACAAAAUCAGGUUACUUUCAAUCGGGUAACGAUGCCAAAGCGUGCCCGAUAGGAUGUGCAACUUGUGAUUCAACCGGAAAAUGCACAAAAUGUUUAACCGGUCUAAACUUUGCUACUGAUAAUCCAACUCAAUGUGUUCCUCAAAAUAGUGUUACUUGUCCUGCUGGUCAAUUUCCUGAUACAAAUAAUGGAAAUACUUGUACUCCUUGUAAUACUAAUUGUGCUACUUGUUUUGGUUCUGGACCUGAUAGUUGUUUAACAUGUGCUGCACCGAAAUUUUAUUUAGAAGGAGGGUGUGUUACCCCAUCGACAAAUGGAGAAUGUAUAUCUCCUAGUAAUCAGGCGUUCGUUGCUAAUGCUGCUCAAGGGAUUUGUAAUGCUUGUCCAAGCGCAUGUCUUGGUUGCUCAUUAAAAAAUCCCGCUGAUCUUACCAACCCGAAUGGUAAUGGAGGAGUUCAAUGUAGCAGCUGUCUUCCAGGAUAUGUACUUGAUAAUGGUAAUUGCGUUAAAACUUGUUCCUCCGGAAAAGUAGUUAAUCCAAAUGACAAUUUAAAUUGCAUAGCGUGUAAUAGUGCAUGUGCAACUUGUAGUGGUCCUUCAGCAUCAGAAUGUUUGUCGUGUUCGGCAUCAAAUCAAUUUGCAUUGAAUGGAACCUGUUCAUCAACUCCAUGUCCAUCAUCAUAUUUCACCCAAAAUACUUCUUGUAUUAAAUGUCAUCCUGACUGUGCAGAAUGUUCCGGUCCAGGUUUUAAUCAAUGUAAAAAAUGUCCAUCAACUCGUCCAAUAUUAUCCUCUGAAGGUCAAUGUGUUGAAAGUUGUCCGGAUGGUAAUUUUGCUGAUAGUAGUGGAAAAUGUCAAAAAUGUAAUUCUGAAUGUUCCUCUUGUAUUGGUUCACGUUCUGAUCAAUGUCUUGGAUGUGCUGAUCAAACAAAAAUUUUGAUAAAUGGUACUUGUAGUGGAACAUGUCCAGCUGGUAGUAAAAUGAUAGUAGCUGAACGAAUUUGUUAUAAUCUGCAAACUAAUACCAUAGUUUCACCUGAUUCUAUUCCUAACUCUAAUACAACAUCAUCCGAACUUGAUGUAUUUACGAUUAUAUUAAUAGUUAGUGGGGCUAUAGUAUUUAUUAUAUUGGCUCUCAUAUUAAUUCGAUGCAUUGCAGUAAGGAGACGUGUAGCAAAAACAAAUGAAUUUGGGGGAAAUCUUGAUGAAAAUAAUGUAAUUAAAAAUAUGAGAAAUCUUCAAAAUUCUCAAAAUCAAGUUAAUGUUCCUGAGAUGGCUCAUUCAGAUUCUACUACGAGCUUUAAUGAGAAUCAAUCUCCACCUGCAUAUGAUAUUACGGCAGGAAAAUUAUAUUGGAAGAGAAUGCAUAAAAAAGCCAAUAGUGAAUUAUCUAGUAGAGAUUAUGCAUUAUGGAAAUUAGAAGGAAGGCAUAGGAGUCGUCGUACUGAUGAUUGGGAUGGUUUUGUGAUGGAGUUUCCUGGUGGAGCUUCAUCGUCAAAUAGUGAUGAUGAAUAUAAUAAUGGGUAUGAUAUAGAAAGAAUUGGAGGAUAUAGAGGUAGUAAAAAUUCUGUCAGAUCUAAUGUUAGUAAUUUAAGUCGACAAAAUACAUUACCUGCAAAAAGAGGAUUAAAAUGGGGUGAAAAUUGGGUCUAA
Molecule: messenger RNA, 3030 nt
Organism: Dentiscutata erythropus
Lineage: Eukaryota; Fungi; Glomeromycota; Glomeromycetes; Diversisporales; Gigasporaceae
Source: the annotation of a GenBank genome assembly